AUGUUUUUGUCAACUCCUGUGUGCUAUCCUCCAGAUAAGCAACAAAGUGAACAAUCAAAAAUACUCGAUAAGAGUAGAGCAAACACUAGUACCACUCAAUAUCUUGAAAAAAUUCUUCAACAUUCAAAUUUAGUAAAAGAAGUUGAACUAAUCGAUAUUCAUAAACACUGUCUGGUACUAUCGAGUGAUCAAUAUCAUCUUCUUGUUUAUAAUGAGACAAAAUUUAUGUUAUUUAACAAUGAUUUACAACAAUUAAAAGAAUGUCACUGGAAUAAAGUAAAAAUUGGAGUUGACAUAGAAGAUAUUCAGUGGUCGAUAAGCGGAUUAGAACUAUUGAUAUUAACUGGUGAAAGUUUGUUCAAAUUUAAUCCGUUAACAUUCGAACUAAAUCAAAUUGAACUCAAUCACUCGAGUGGAAAACAUCGUUUUGAUAGUCAUUUUUGUUAUAUGACAAUUGAUAGUGAUGAUAAUGUGCUGUUGAAUCGUGAUUAUGGUGAUUCUUUUGAAAAAUAUUUAUUAAAAACUGGUCAAUUAAUUGAACAAUGGACGAAAUCAGAUAUUUAUGGUGAUCAUAGUAAAGUGUUUAUCAAUCAAAUUUACUUGAAUAUUCAAAAUAAUCUUUUAUCAAUGAAUGUCGAUGUUUGUGGGCAAGGCGUUAUUGAUUUGGUUGAUGCUAAAACUAUGAAAUUACGAAAACGUAUGGAUUUAUCCGAUAUACAUUUGGCAUUUUUAUCAAAUGUUGGUCACUAUUUGUUUGUUGCAAGUGGCUUAAACUGGUCACGAAAUAUUAAAAUUGCUAAUUAUUAUUUGCUUAGUACAAGCAGAGGUGAAAUGAAAAAAUUGAAACGUGAUAUUUUAAAUAAUCGUUUUAUUUGUGAUUUGUCGUUAAUGAAUUCGAAUUCAUGCAUUAUUUUAAUAGAAAAUCAUGUUAAAAAACAUCAACAACUACAAUUAUACAAGAAUACGACUAAACUUAGUUAA
Molecule: messenger RNA, 981 nt
Organism: Didymodactylos carnosus
Lineage: Eukaryota; Metazoa; Rotifera; Eurotatoria; Philodinida; Philodinidae
Source: the annotation of a GenBank genome assembly